AUGAUACGAUGUAAAUUAUGGUGGAACGGACCUGCAUGGUUGUCAUCUCAUCAUUCGCAAUGGCCAUCGAAAUCACCACCUACAUGUCCAGAUGAGAGUAUAUCAGAAGAAAAACGAGUGGUUAUCGUAAACGUUGCAGAACAAAUAGACGAAAACUUUUUACAUACCUUAAUGAAUCGCUUCUCCGUUUUAAAUCAGAUCCAGACUGGUAAAAUAAUCGCAAAAUCAUUUCGUAAAUUAUCACCUUUUAUAUGUCAACAAAAUUUAAUUCGCGUGGGUGGUCGCCUUCGAAAUGCUGAAAUUCCUUACGAGGCUAAACAUCCCAUUCUAUUGCCAAAGAAGUGUCGAUUGAGCGAACUGAUUGUCGAAAAGCUGCAUCAAGAGCAUUUACAUCCUGGCUUCCGUACACUCUCCGCUAUAGUAGCUAACCAAUUUUGGAUAUUAUCGCCUAGAAAUGUCAUAUACAGAGUUAUAUCACGAUGUAUUAAAUGCUUCAAGACAAAUCCUAAGUCGUUCACACCAUUGAUGGCAGACUUACCAAAGUUUCGGGUGCAACAGAUGAAACCAUUUUUCACUGUUGGAAUUGAUUACGCCGGUCCAUUCGCUACUAUCGCCCGUAAACAUCGUGGUGCCAAGACGUUCAAAUCCUAUGUUUGUCUCUUCGUGUGCGCUGCCACCAAGGCCGUUCACUUAGAAUUGGUUUCCGAUUUAAGCACCGAAGCAUUUAUGGCUGCUUUUCGUAGAUUUAUUGCACGCCGUGGUUACUGUACCCGUAUUUUUUCGGACAGAGGAACUAAUUUUAUUGGUGCAUUUAAUGAAAUGAAUCGAUUGGCACAGGAGGCGGGUGGUAAUCUUGGGAUCGAAUGGCUCUUCAACCCUCCUGCAUCGCCUAACUUCAAUGGACUUAGCGAAGCUGGAGUUAAGUCCGUGAAAUCACAUAUACAGAGGGUCAUAGGGAACCAAGUACUAACUUUCGAGGAAUUUUAUACCCUUCUCACGCAAGUUGAAUCCGUUUUAAAUUCUCGAUCUCUUCACCCACUCAGCUCCGAUCCUAAUGAUCUCCAACCCCUCACACCAGGUCAUUUCUUAUUAUUAUCACCACUGAACACUGAAAUACCUCAUCUAGAUUUUCAGAAUGUACCACACAGCAGAUUGUCACGAUGGGAACUGGUACAAGCCAUGCUGCAACAUUUCUGGAAACGAUGGUCUCUCGAAUAUCUACACACGCUACAACAGAGGACUAAAUGGACCACUAACAUUCCCAACCCGGCUCCGAACACUUUGGUUUUAAUCCGGAACGACAACUUACCUCCACUGAAAUGGGAUUUGGCACCACCUGUUUUUAGGUUCGACCCUUUUGGUACGAACAUAGUAUUUAACGGAUCUCAUAAAACAUCUAACGGAUUUUCACUCAAUGAUUAUCUUCAUGUUGGGCCUAAAUUACAAACUGAAUUAGCAGAUGUUUUGCUUCGCUGA
Molecule: messenger RNA, 1476 nt
Organism: Onthophagus taurus
Lineage: Eukaryota; Metazoa; Arthropoda; Insecta; Coleoptera; Scarabaeidae
Biological process (GO): DNA integration
Molecular function (GO): nucleic acid binding
Source: RefSeq, a predicted model, not a curated record